AUGCAGAAACUCAUCAAGCGCACGGCCCAGGCCGAGAAGCAGGUCGCCCGCCGUAUCAAAAAGCGCUCCCGCGUCGAGAACGGCACCGAAAAGGCACAGCGCUUCAGGGACCAGCGGAACCAGCUCACAGAGCUUAACAAGGAUGUCAAGACCGCCCGCCUCGUCCGCCACGAGAAAUGGGCCCUCGGCCCCCUGGCCCCGCGCCGCGACGUCUUCGACAGCUACGGCGCCCUCCAGACGAACCGCCAGGGACGCUCGACGCCCCUCAAGCCCGAGGAGAUUGAGGCGCGCUGUGCCUGGGCCGGCGGUUGCCAGUAUCUUAACAUUGCCGUCAAUGACCGUGUCGUGCUUCUCGAAGGUCCUGACAAGGGCAAGAUCGACCGUAUCGCGAGCAUCAACCUCGAGUACGGCACCGUCACAUUGAAGGACAUCGCAAAGGUCACCGUCGCUGUCCCCGAAACCUUCCAAAAGGGCCUCGACGCCCCCGUAACGCAAAACACAUCCAUGAACAUCCCCAUUUCGGCGAUCCGCCUCGUCCACCCCAUUGUCGACCCAGCUACCGGCGUCGCCCGCGAUGUCGUGGUCCGCCAGCUCGCCCGCGGUCCCGUCAAGUGGUCCCGCCACACUGGCUGGCGCGCCUGGACACGCUACAUCCCCGGCGCCAACAUCGCCAUCCCCUGGCCGGAGCGCGAGACCCCCGUCCGCGAGGACCAGCCCGGCGACACGAGGCGCACCGACGUCGAGGAGGCUACGUUCGUGCCGACGCUCCUCUCCCCGCCCAUGCCCGAGUCCGUCAUCGACGAGCUGCGCAACAAGUACUCGCGCUUCCGUACCCGUCACGAGGACGACUACAUCCUCCGCAAGGAGGCCGAAGAGGCCGAGAAGAAGGCCUUCAAGAAGGCAUCCGCCGACGCCCUCGCCUCCAUGCGCACCCCGCUCCAGGAGCUCAACCGCCAGCAGCGCGAGGCCCGUCGCGCCCGCGGCGAGCCCGAGCUGACGACGGAUAUGCUCCAGCGCAUCGGCGAGAUCAUUGCGAGGAACAAGGCCGCCGCCGGUGGCACUUCUGUGCCGAUACCGGAACUUUCCAAUGCUUCUACCGCCGCGGCGGAAGCGAGCAAGGAGAGCCACCCCCCGCCUCAAUAA
This is a messenger RNA of Colletotrichum spaethianum, 1143 nucleotides long. RefSeq lists its product as uncharacterized. NCBI's taxonomy places the organism in Eukaryota, Fungi, Ascomycota, Sordariomycetes, Glomerellales, Glomerellaceae. Gene Ontology annotation, biological process: translation. The record is from RefSeq and is a predicted model, not a curated record. Gene Ontology annotation, molecular function: RNA binding; structural constituent of ribosome. The transcript has 2 exons. Gene Ontology annotation, cellular component: mitochondrion; ribosome. Bases 1 to 1143 code for a protein of 380 amino acids.